GUAAUAAGAAACUAACUUAAGAGAAGAAGAAUAAAAAAAAAAAAAUAAGGAGGAGAUAAAAAAGAAGAAAAGAAAGAAGAGAAGGAAAAUUAAAAAUCCACCUUAAUAAGAAAACGAAGGGAGGAGAAGAGAAGAGAACAAAACAAAACAACAGAACAAGGGAAAGAAAUAACUGAUCUAAAAAUACCACGACCUUGAAGAAGAAAAAGAAGAAGAAGAAGCAGAGAAAGAGGAAGAAGAGAAGGAGAGAUAAGUCAGUGGUUUAAGAAUACGACUUGCGUUGAAGAAGAAGAAGAAAAGGAGGAAUAACAAUUGGAGAAAGAUGAUAAAUUUAGAACUACAAGUAAUCUAAGAAUAUAACGACCUUGAAGAAGUGGAAAAAGAAGAAGAAGAAGAAGAAAUAGAAGAAGACAAGAAGAAGAAGAAGGAAAACUAUAACAGCAACAUCAACGAGAACAAGAACGAAGGAAAAAAAGGACAAAAAAAGAUAGAAAGAAGGAAAAAUAAAGAAUAUGAAAAAUAAUAAUAAUGAUAAUAAUAGUAAUUGAAAUUGAUCUUGAUAGUUUGAAUACAGGAAACAAUGACCUUACUUAACAUUGGGUGACCUGACCUGACCUUAAACUGAGUGAUCUAACCUUAUCGUAAUUCCAACCCGACCUGACCUAUUGUGAGCUGCUCCGUUGUCCUGCCCGCCGUGACCUCUCUGACCUAGCCUGACCUGACCUUCGACUCCGUGACCUAACCUUAGCAUAGUGGCAACCUGAUCUAACCUGACCUGACCUAUUGUGAGUGACCCCGCUGUUCUGCCCUCUUGCUGACCUAACCUUCCACUCGGUGACCUAACCUUACAUGGCCUGACUUUAAACUGAGUGACCCUGCCCGCCGUGACCUCCGUAACCUGACCUGACUAGAGAGUUGACCUGAAGUGGCCUUUGUUUUGACCUUUCUGAGAUGGCAAGUGAGACCGUAGUGAUAAAAGUGUGACGUCUGACCUUUUGACCUAACACCACCACCAACAACAACACCAAUGCUCACCACCACCAAAAAGAACCUGACUUGCUCAAACGCCAACACCACCACCAUCACCACCAUACAAGUGACUAUGCGGUGUUGAUUGGUGAUGAAGAAUAGUGUUGUUAGUGCCAUCGAAGCCAUGUUAACUUAGACUGGCAGUGAAGUGAGUGCCAAGCCGUAGUGCCACAAAGAGAAGCUCAACUUAAAAUAACUUAGAUGACUGAAAAAGGACUUAGACGAAUUGAAUAUAGGAGAAAGAGAGACAGGUAGAUAUAGAAAGAUAAACAGUAGACUACAGAAAGAAAAGGAGUACAAAAAAAAACUGACGUAUCAGGAUAAAAAUGGAAGAAAUGUUAAAAGAGCGUUAUUAAGGAAAGCAUUUUGACGUAGACGUAUUAAAAGGAAAUAAAUAAGAUCUGAAAUAAAUGAUAAAAAAGAAAGGAGAGGAGAAAAAUACAAACGUAGUGAGAGAAUAAACUGAAAAAAAGAAGAUAUUGAAGAAAAGAGGUAGAAAGAAAGGAGGAAAAGGUUGAAUGGCGAAAAGAUUAACUAUGCAGAAAGAAGAUAAAUUUAAGGACAAACUAAGAAACUACAAAAUAUUAAAUAAAAAGUGAGAGAAGAAAUUGAAACAGAAAAAAAGAUAUUGAACAAAAGAGGUAGAAAGAAAAGAGGAAAAAGUCGAAUAGUGAAAAUAUUAACUACACAAAAACAAGAUAAAUUUAAGGACAAAGAAACUACAAAAUAUAAAAAAAAACUCCUUUGAGGUAUAAAAGGGAGUAAAUAAACAGCAAAAAAGAAAAAAAAAAACACUGACUUGUGACUAAUAUUACCUUCAUCACCACCACCACCAACACCAUCACCACCUUCAACACCACCGGCCUUUUCUACAACACCAGCUUUCCAGGAUAGUAUGCUGGGCCCGUGUAUGCAGGACCCGGCAUGGGUCAAAAUGAGCUCACCCGCCCAGGUCAACAAAAAGAGGAAGAAAGCAGACAUCAAGCCUCAGUCCCAGCUAAACAAGUGCCUUAAUGAGAAGAGGCGUCGCGAGCAGGAAAACACACACAUUGAAGAGCUGGCAGAGCUAAUCCAGGCCAGCAUCGCUUCUGACAUGAGCUCGCUCUCUGUCAAGCCCGACAAGUGCGCCAUCUUGCAGCAGACGGUCAACCAGAUACGGCGCAUCAAAGCCUCGGAGGGAGCAGCGGGGGAGUCGGCCGUGCAGCAGGGUGAAGUGUCCUCCUCCAGACCCUCACUGCUGCCCACCCAACGCCUGGGACCCCUACUGCUCGAGGCUCUAGACGGGUUCAUCUUCCUGGUGAGCACCGAGGGGAAGAUUGAGUUUGUGUCGGACAAAGUGAGUCAGUUCAUCAAGUUUACCUCGGAGGACUUGACCAGCAAGAGUAUCUACAACAUUAUCCAUGUAGGAGAUCAUGCCAAAUUCUCCUCCUCUUUUAUGUCAAUAGGUUGGCCCAGUGAAGCAGCGUGUGAGUCCUCGCGUAGCCGCAGCUUCAACUGUCGCCUCCUGGUCAAGCCUCCAGAUGACCAGGAGGAGACUAUGGAAGAGAAGCAACAACGGGUGUCCCAGUAUGAGAAUAUGCAGAUAUCUGCACUGCUUUUGCCUUCGUUUUAUGUGGACAAAAGUAACAGUGAAUCCUUUGAAGGUGAGGGUCAACAGUGCCUAGUUUGUUUGGUUCGGCGAAUCCCCCCCAACGAACGCAUCCAGGGUAUCCCCGUCGAACAGUUCACCACCAAGCUGGACGUCCAGGGCACCAUUAUUGCCAUUGACGCCAGCGGAGUGUCUACCAGAUACAGUCAGUACAUCAGUAGGGAAAGAGUCAACGAGCGCUUCAUUGAGCUCAUCCACCAAGGAGACAUCACCAAGGUCACCGGCCACCUGAAGGAGACACUGCAGUCCGGCCAGGCCACGUCACAGGUGUAUCGUGUUAAGAUUGGUGGUGAUCGCUGCAUCCGAGUGCAGACCAAAUCUAAAUUCUUCCGGGACACCGACGGGAGCCAGCCAGAGGGAAGCUUCAUUAUGGCAACACAUUCUAUUAUUGGACCGUUCCAGGAAGGCAACGGGUCCGCGACGGCCGAGAGAUUACUGGCCGGCACCUCGGGCAACGGCGGCUCGGUGUUAGACGAGUCCCUAACCGGGCGGCCGAGCAGCACGGGGGGCGCGGGUGACGACUCCGGGGUAUCCUCUCUAGGGGACAACACCCGGUUACGAAACCUCCUCAGCCACCCGGAGAGCGGCUCGGACCUGUCCUCAGAUAAUUCCAAUAAAAUUCUCAAAGAUCUCCUGAACCAGAAGGACGAGGACGACGGCGGCGGCGGCGGCGGCGAGGGCAACAACAGCCUGGAGCGCCUCAUCUCCCGCGUCCCGUCACACCACGACUACAAGCCACACUCCUGCCCCUCGCCCUCCGUCAACUCUACGGCCAACAACAUGCUCAGAGAUCUUUUGAACGACGACGACGAGAAUGAGAACCGAGACGACAUUUGGCAGAUGCUAACGGAGACCAGCGACGAGAAGAAGCCAGACAUCACCUCGGACUUCAAACCACCGCAGGGCCUUGGCGGAGGAGGAGCAGGAGGCGGAGGAAGCAGCGGAGGCGGAAAUAGCGGAGGCGGGAAUAGUGGAGGAGCGGGAGGUGGAAGUGGAGUUGGUAGUAAUAGCGGAAGCAACGGAGGUACAGGAGGAGGAGGUGGAGGAGGACCCCACUCGUCUAACGCCGCGACAUCAGCCUCGAACACCCUAAGCACCAUGACGGCCUCCUCCCCCAGCCUACCCCAGAGUACGAGUGCCGGCCUGCCCCCACGCCCUCACAGCGCUGACCUGCUCUCGACGCCGAACCUCCUGCGGGGCUUGAAGCGUCCGAGCGAUGAAGCGCAUGAUGGGAACCCUAAUAAGCAGCACAUAAAUAACGGAGGGGAAAAAACAACAACUGCUAAUCACUGCCCCUAUGAAAAAGAGUACAAAAAAGUGGACAAAAAAGAGCAAAUGAUCGGGACCUUCGAGAGCUUAAUAGGCCCCUCCCCCCCGGCCUCCUCCAUGAGCCCCGCCCCGGUCCAGCAUGGAGGGCCCCCCACCCCACUCGGCGGACCCUCCACCCCCCACGCCGGCCCCGCCACCCCCCACGGCGGCCCCACAACCCCCCAUGCUGGCCCCACCACCCCCCACGGCCCCACCACGCCCCUCGGGAACAACACUGGAGGGUCGAUGGUUCAUGGAGGUGCAGGAGGAGGUGGUGGAGGAGGCGGAGGAGGAGGUGGAGGUGGAGGUGGAGGCAUGGGAGCGAAUCUUAAUAAUCAAGGUUCCUCAAAGCUAUGGGAGAAGAAUAAGAUGCUGGCGACCCUGCUGGCUAGAGAACCCAUGCAGACCCAGACCCAGGCUCCCUCCCAACAUGCCAACCCCCAAGGUCUGCCCCAAGAGAAGCUUCCCAAAGACCUAGAAAAGAAGCUGCAGACGCCCGGGCCCUGGCAGACACCCGGACGCAACCAGUCGGAGAUCCUGACACAGCUGCUCACCAACCGACCCACGCCCAAGGUCACCACCUCCAUCGGCUCGAGCACGAUGGGCCUGAGUCCACAGAUGCGCUCGCCCAGCACGCACUCCUCCAUGAUGUGCGGCCAGCAGAGCCUCGCCUCCCAGGGCCAUGUGUCCAACCAGCCGCCACUUACAUCCCAGGGCGGCCACGGGGUCAAGAACAUCAACUUGGGCGGCGGUUCGGGUGGCGUGCAGACCUCUAUGAGCGGCCCCGUGUCUCUGAGUGGUCCGGGGCCCCUAGGCGGAGGCGUGAGUAGCGGGGUGUCCGUGUCCUCACCCUCCAUGUCCACGGCCACCACCAACACGCUGCCCUCCUUCAAAGACACCAUGAAGCUGAACGUGUUGGGGACGGUGAGCAAUAGCUUCCCCGACGGGUCCCUGCCCUCCAUCACCACUGCCACCUCCUCCUUCCACACCAUACACAAUAACGAUGAUGUGCUGAGGGAGUCCGUCAUCAACGACAUUUUGGAGCUACAGAUGACCACUUUUCCAACUGGUUCCUGUCCGGACGACCUUGGGCUCCAGCCUGACUCUCUGCUUGAAGACUCGCAGCAGCAGCCCCCGAUCUCCUCCGCUCACGAGUUCAUGGAGAUUCAGAAGAUCCAGAAAUCCCUCAUGUCAGACAUCGAGACUCAGGCGGCCCCCACAGUGACAGGCAGUGGCCCCUUGCCCCCUUACAGCACUGUACGUGUCUCGAGUAUGUCUAUCCAGUCCCACGGCAACUACCCGCCGCCCUACACUCAUAGGGCGGCACGGUUCCCUAACAUGGGGCCGACGGCGGGCUCGGGCGGGGGGAGUCUUGGGCCCCACAUGAUGCGACCCAACGCACCGCAGUUCGCACCGGGCAACCCAGCGCUCUCGUCACGGCCCACUCUUCCAAAUCAGCGUGCCAGUAUGAUGUUGAACCAGCAGCAGACCAGGAACCGGCUCCUGCACAACCAGCAGCAGCAGGUGUUGGUGCCGUCCAACACGUCCGAUGUGGCCAAGCCGCCCCCAACCUCCUUCCAGAGCAUGGACGACCUCUUCAACGCCACCGCCCCGCCGCCAAAUGUGAAUGUCACUCUCCAGCGUAACGUGGCGGAGUCUCAAACCUCUCCCAACUACACCCCGCUCAACUCCUCCCUGGUGGGCCCGGGGCAGAUCUCCCCCGGCCAGCGCAUCCCCCAGCCCCCGUUUUCACCCCACGGCCAGACCACUUCCCCGCUGCCAGGACAACAGUACGCCAACAGUGGGCAGAUGGGCAGCUACCAAGGGGUUCAGGGGUCCCAGCUGUCCCCAAGACUCUCCCAAGGGUCACCAGCUCCACCAAACUAUCCCCAGGGGGGCCAGCCUCUCCCCCAGAUGUCCCCGACGGGUCCUGGCACCCCUGGCACGCCCGGAGUCCAGGUUCCGCCGGGGCAGCAGAGUCCAGCGUGGUCCUCGCCGGGCUCACAGCGACCCUCACUCAUGUUACAGAACCCAAUGCUUAAUGCACAACUUUCCUAUGUAAGAAACGACGGCAGCCGGCAGUUCAGCGGUGGAGGGCGGGCAGGCCAGAUCCCUGCCAUGCGAUCCGUCCCCAGCCCCGGCCCCCGCCAGUCCCCCUACCAGGGCAUGGGUCCCCCCACCCCCGGCACUGCUGGCCAGGGGGACCCAAGCCCCUACCCCCCCUCCUCUCCACAGCAGGGCCAGGCCCCGCUCCUCUACCAGCAGCAGCAGCAGGCCCAGCAGCCCCAGCAGCAGCAGCAGCAGCAGUACCGCCUCCAGAGAGCCAUGUCUGCCCCCGUGGGAAUGCCACCGGGUGUGCACUCCCCGCGCAGUGCUCACCCCUUCCCGCCGGCCCCGGGCCACCACCAUGACCCACCCGCACCCCCCUCCCACCUGUCACCGGCUCCGGGCGGCCACCUCCCCGGCCACUCUGUGCCGCCUUCCUCCCUCGGCCACGCCCACAUGGUCCACCACCACCCGGGCUCGCUCCCUCCGGGGCUCAUGACCUCCUCCGGCUCCCCGAUGGGGCCGGUGGCCGUGUCCUCUGCGGGGCCGGUGGAGGGCGGCCACAUGAUGGGCGGUGGGCCCAUGGGGGGCGGCGGCCCUGGGGGGGGCAUGCCGGGGCUGGUUGGAGGGGUAAUGCCCCAGGGCUACGAUGGGGGUCUCCCACCCCACCCUCACAACUAUGAGGUGGCUGCCCACUACUAUGGGGCCCCUGACCCUGCCAGGACCUCUUCGGGCGGGAAUGGCAUGCUCAGUGAGUACACUCGAAAUGAACUGCGGGCCCACGUGGGCGCUCGGAGCACAGGGGGUGGGGGGGGCGGGGUAGGGCCAAGCUCCCCUUCCCCCGGCCAGCCACAACCACAGCAGCAGCAGCCACCUCCGUCACAGCACCAGCAACAACAACAACAACAGCAACAACAGCAGCAACAACAACAGCCACAAUUACAACAACAACAACAGCAGCAGCAACAACAGCAACAGCAGCAGCAGCAACAGCAGCAACAGCAGCAGCAACAGCAGCAGCAGCAAUCUCAACAAACACAACCACCACCACACCUGGCCUUUCAACAAACCCCCGACCAACACCACCACCACCACCACCACCACCUUGACCAGCCGCUACUUCAUUCUUACUCCCCCUCAGAGAGCAACAAGUGGGGAGCAGAGAGCGUCAACACCAGUCAGGCAGGAGGACUGAGCACAUCCCCCAGGAUGGAUGAUAGUCGCAGCAGCGGCGGCGGAGACAAAGGGAAGACCGAGAGCAUGUUGAAGCACCUGCUGUCCAAGUAAUGUCCGCAGCGGGCCUCGGCGUGUCGUCAGCCAAUGCUCACCAGCACGCUCAUCGUCCCUUUAUUCACUGUCUCUUCAACCCGCCUGCCGCUGCCUGUCUGUCUAUCUGUCACGGAGAGUUGCAGGUCGUGCCGCUCGUGUGUCCCUUGUGGCGCCAGCGAUGGAGCGCCUGCACGCCCCACUGCCUGCCCGGAGGAGGACGAAAACAUGGAGCUUCACGGGAUAGUGACGAGACGGAGCCGUGAUUUUACAGUGUCGGAAGUUGCAUGAGAGAAGAUUAUUGUGUUCUGUGGUAUCCUUUUAAGGGUCGAAUCUGUGCCUAUAGUUACGAGAGAGGUUUUUUAUCUAUCCCUAAAGUUCUUAAAUCACUGUGUUUUAAAUCCUCAUUUUAAAAAGAAAGGGUCAAAUCUGUGCCUAUGAUUAACAUGAAAGGUUAUUUUUAUCCCCGAAGCUAAAUUUGUUGCCUAGAAUGUUCUGUUUCCUAGAAGGUUUUUAUUCUUUUCCAUGUUAAGGAAGUAUGAUUGAAAGUCUGUCCAGUGUAAGUUUAUGAUUUUGAUUCUGUCCUUCAAAACGUGUUGAAUACCCGAACCAAGCCGUGAGCAGGCCGCUGAGGAGCCCAGUGGGGUGUGCUAGCCCCGGCCUGUGGCGAGGGAGGCCGGUGUGAUGGUUCUUUGCCAGAGCAGUCCUGUGAUUUACACUACCAGUACAAAGAGGGGGAAUGCAAAAAAAGUUUGGUGGGUCCCAGGGUUUGUGCAUUCUAUUUCCCAUUUGCCCACAAGUAAUGUCUACACGCUCCCUACCUUGCUUUUACCAUUGAUUACCUUAAGGAAAUGAUUUCUCUUCUAGAUAUAUGAAACCCAUGAUUUACCUCACAAUGAGAUCCCCUCCCCUGCACUUCAGCAAAUGGCAAGAGUCGGUCUCAUUGCUAUAUUUUUAUUCUUCUCCACCUUCGCGUCUUGUCUGUCAACCUGCAGCAGCACGAACGCACCGCCAGCCCGCUGCGCCAGAAGACGUGCCAUGUGCUGACGUGUGGCAGGGCCGCCGGCGCGCUGAGGCUGGGCGGGGCGCCGGCGGCAGGGACUCUGGUGGCAUGUUAGCUGUGGUUGGGUUCAGCCUUAUGUGCAAUUCUUACCAUUGGGUUGUGACUUUGAUGUCUAGUGUACAGAGAUUAUUAUUAUAUGAGGAGGGUAACAGUUGGUGUUGUCAGACUGUUGUAUACUAUUGUUAUGAAUGUAAUUACCAUUAAUAUAGUUCACUUAUAUACAGAGCCUUACAUACUCAACUCUUCUAUACCAAAGGCAUUAAUGUAGAUACACAGUGUACUUGCGGAAACUUCCCUAACCCUGUAUUUCUUUGCACAUCACGAGUUGAAUGUUAGAUAGCAGGAGAUGUUAUCAAGAUUAGAGUAAAAUAUCAUGUUAUAAUGGUUUAUUAUUUUUCUAUGAGAAAGUUUAUUGACCUGUUGUUAUUCUACAAAGAAAAUUAAUGUUGGUAAAGCUAUGUUAACUUAUUGCUGGAACACAGAAGUGGCCGGGGCCAGACAGGAGGAGCGGGCCGGGUCCGAGCCAGCCACCUGUGGUGCACGCGGCUGGGAACAACUUGCUCAUCAUUCACUUAUCGGCCACUCGUGGACUGGCGGGAGGAUCACACGGCGACCCUCGGGAGUGGCGAGCGGUGUGUCAGAGAAAGACGGAGGGAAAUAGUCUGUAUUUUUUCACUUUGGGAUCGUCCCGAGACCAUUUGGUAGAUAAGCAAAACAAGCAGCCAGUGUUUCUUGUUUGAGCGAAGAAUUCUGUACUUGGCUGGCGUGUGAUAGUUAUAUUUUGUUCUGGACCAGACUCGUGCUUCGUAGAGAGUGGACUCAGUGGCCGGGCUGCCGUGCGAGGCCGAGCGAGUGUGCGAGCGGUGACUCACAGUGAACGAUGGAGAGUCGGUCGCCCUCGCUGCGGCGACGCCUCCGAGACUCUGGCGAGGGAGGCGGCGCCCGCCCCGACGCCUGGUAUGUUGACACAGGCAUAGUGAAGUGACUUAGCUCAGGCAAACCUGGAAAGUGCUCUUAAAAUAGGAACUGUUAAAAGUGGCAAAAGACAAUUUAACCAAAGGGCUUAAGUGUAAUUUAAGUUUGGGGGAGGAGGCAGCGGGAGCGCCGGCCCCAGGACUACUGUGCCGCGGCCCCGUCGACGAGUGACCAGAAGUUCAGGCUAGAAAAAGUCCCCUCCUGACCUUCUUCUUCUGUCAUCAUUUGGGAAGUGAUCUAGUUGACCUUUUGUUUAUUAUUCCACUACUGAUUGGUUCACAUUUAAGGCCUCACGGAAGAAAAAAAAAUUACGUUCGGAUUUUCUUUCCAGUGAUUUCUCUUUCUUGUUGCCGCCCCGACUAUAGUUCCUGUCUCGACGAGGAGCCUCUUGCGUUGUGGUGCCCAUGUCCGCGCUUGUUUCCCUCCAAUGCUGGCACUCCAUGAUUGGUCAAUAUUUUAUUAUUAUUAUUAUAGAGUUUCAGCAUUCAGUUGUAUGUUUCAUUUGGUGGAGUAUGACUUUUGUAUAUAUUUGUAGUGUGUAAGAGUAAUUAUUAUGUAACAGUUAUGGAAUCCCACAAGAAGACUGGCUGCUUCACCUCCGAGUUGCUUUUCAUUCCUGUGGGGCUUUCGUCACACCGUAUAGUCUGUAUUUCAUUGGUUUCUGCAGCUUCAUUGGUUUGCAUUGGUGCGUUCCCUGUACAUUGUGUGUGUAUAGGCAAGUUUCACCAUCAUUAAGCCAUGUGGCGAAUAAAAGAGAAAUGGUGUAAUAAUA
Eriocheir sinensis (Chinese mitten crab) is the source of this 10107-nucleotide messenger RNA. Its product is annotated as nuclear receptor coactivator 1-like. Gene Ontology annotation, cellular component: nucleus. Lineage: Eukaryota; Metazoa; Arthropoda; Malacostraca; Decapoda; Varunidae. The record is from RefSeq and is a predicted model, not a curated record. The coding region runs from base 1925 to 7318 and encodes 1797 amino acids. Gene Ontology annotation, molecular function: protein dimerization activity; nuclear receptor binding. Gene Ontology annotation, biological process: positive regulation of transcription by RNA polymerase II; cellular response to hormone stimulus. The transcript has 25 exons.